This is a messenger RNA of Amoebophrya sp. A25, 1338 nucleotides long. The record is from the annotation of a GenBank genome assembly. NCBI's taxonomy places the organism in Eukaryota, Dinophyceae, Syndiniales, Amoebophryaceae.
CCUUGGGCCCGUGGGCCCGUCGUAGUACUACAACGGACUAUGACAUUAUCGUCUGUCGUGAGAGUGUGUCGACGUCGAGCACUGUCGCGAGGGAACCUUCUGUCGAUGCUGUGUUCUUACUCUUCUUCGACCCCUCCGCCCAACUGUUAUUUUUCCUUGCCCCGCAGAGGAUCGGCCCGGAAGUGAUCAUUGAGAAUUGUGGUAUUACAUUCAGAUUCAUCCUACGCCAAGCCCAACUCAAGUUGAGCCCUCCAUCUCCAAACAUGACUUUUCUUCAGGGAAACGAAAAUUCCGGGAAAAAACUCUUUACAAUUUGACUUUGUUAGUGUUGUAAAAACUUAGAGACGGUGGAUUAAUAAAAUGAGAACAGACGGUUUGGGUUUCUAAUUAGUGUGAAGGUAAAAAGUCAAAUUCCAGAUUAUUGCUCUUGCUAGAGUUCCUCAAAGUUUCAAUGAGUAAACAAUUUGUGUUGAGCUCUGCGAGUGCUUUGAAAACCUUUGUGAUGCAGUGUGUAAAAAAUUGCGUGUGAAUCAUAUUGAUAUUCGUUUUUCUCGUCGUGUAUUGUCAUUCAUUCAGAAUUAGCAUCAUACGUUUCAGUAACUCAUCUAUCUUUGCUCCCUAGUUAGAUUUCUUUUCUCAGUUUUGUAUUGCUUUAAAGAAUCACGAGACUACAUGCAAGAAUAACUAGGUUUUACUUAGAAAUUCGGAAAAUAUGUGUUCCAGGGAUCAGGGUAGCGCCCCCCCUAGCGUAGGGGGGGCGUGGCUCCCCGAACCCCUUUUGGAGGCGUCUGCCGGGGGUGGAAGGCUUCCAAAGGGGUCCAAGGGGCCGCCUUCGCUCCCUUGCAGCUGCCUGCGUGUACCCUAGAGACUUCCUAGGGGCUGGCCCCUCGCCGCCGCAGCAGUUUGCCGGGUGUGGAAGGCCUCCGAAGGCGGCAAAAGGCGCAAGGCUGGACCCCCCGAGCCGUGUGGCCUGUAUCCUCCGGGCCCUUGGUCAUCGGCCUGCCGGCUCUUGCCGCGCAUUUGAUGAAAGCAACCCAGCAAAAGGGGGCAGGCCUCGAGGCCUCCAGCCUGCGAGGGUCGGCAGGGGCCGGGACGUCUGUCGGGGACCUGCAGAGAGGCGCAAGGCGCCGCCCGCUCCCAAUUUUGGCGCCUUCCUCCCCGAGAAUCCGCGAAAAGCAGCGCGGAAGAGAGCGCGCAAGCGCCACUGCAGGGGCAUCCACAGGGUAGGGGGCAGUGCGUUCUUGUAUCAUAUAUAAGCGUAUCAGUUUAGAUUAACAAGUCAGUAACUAAACAAAGGAGUUUCGUUGAAUGAAAUGAUAAUUAUAGAGGCAUAUUUAU